This is a messenger RNA of Struthio camelus australis, 3757 nucleotides long. Its product is annotated as C-C chemokine receptor type 5. Lineage: Eukaryota; Metazoa; Chordata; Aves; Struthioniformes; Struthionidae. Gene Ontology annotation, cellular component: membrane; external side of plasma membrane. Gene Ontology annotation, molecular function: C-C chemokine binding; C-C chemokine receptor activity. The record is from RefSeq and is a predicted model, not a curated record. Gene Ontology annotation, biological process: positive regulation of monocyte chemotaxis; immune response; cell chemotaxis.
UUUUGAGCUUCUUCUACUGAGUAACAAACCGAUUUAGCGAUACUCUUGGUGUGAUAAUCUAAGAUAUCACUUGAACUGUAAGAUAUAUGAUCAUCAGCCGAAAAACGCCAAGCGUCUUCCCCAGGGGACAUGACUGCAACCUGCUUUCAUUCCACAUAUACCUAGAAGCAGCACAUUUUCAUGGCCCCCGCCUGACCUGAACUGUGCAACAUUUGCCUUUUCAUCCCAGAUCAACACUGCCUACUUGCCAGCUCCGCAGCAGCCAGGAUGGCAGAUUCACUGGAGAUGGAAAACUACACGACCGACUUAGACAGCUUGCUACUGACAACAGAAUUUGACUAUGGUGCUGCAACAGCAUGCAAGAAUACCGAGGAAAGGCACUUUGCAGGAAAAUUUUUGCCACCGCUUUACUCCUUGGUGGUGAUAUUCGGCCUCAUCGGCAACGUGCUUGUUGUCCUUAUCCUGGUAAAAUACAAGCGACUGAAGAGCAUGACCGACAUCUACCUGCUCAAUUUGGCAAUUUCUGAUUUGCUGUUUAUAUUUUCCCUCCCUUUUUGGGCUUAUUAUGCCGCCCAGGAGUGGAUUUUUGGAGACGCACUCUGUAGAAUUCUCUCAGGCGUCUACCUCCUUGGCUUCUACAGUGGGAUCUUUUUCAUAAUCCUGUUGACCAUAGACAGGUAUCUGGCCAUAGUGCAUGCAGUGUUUGCUUUAAAAGCCAGGACAGUUACCUAUGGCAUCCUCACCAGCACUGUCACGUGGGUUGUUGCUCUUUCAGUCUCUCUCCCAGGCUUCUUUUUUCACAAAAGCCAAAAGGAAUAUUCACGUUAUACAUGCAGUGCUCAUUAUCCACCAGAUCAAAGAAAUGCAUGGAAGCAGUUCUUGACCUUAAAGAUGAACAUACUGGGACUUAUUGUCCCCAUGCUCAUUAUGAUCUGCAGCUACACACAAAUUAUAAAGACAUUACUGCAAUGUAGGAAUGAGAAGAAACAUAAAGCAGUCAGGCUCAUUUUUAUCAUCAUGAUUUUCUACUUUUUUUUCUGGGCACCAUACAAUAUCACUAUUCUCUUGCGUGAUUUUCAAGUGUCAUUAUCCCUCAAUACUUGUGAAAUCAAUGGUCAACUGGGGAAAGCCAUCCAAGUGACAGAAACAAUUUCAAUGAUCCACUGUUGUAUCAAUCCUGUGAUUUAUGCCUUUGCUGGAGAAAAGUUUAGGAAGUACCUUCAUUGCUUUUUCCGAAAGCACAUUGCAACCCGCUUCUCUAAAUAUUGUCCAGUUUUCUAUGCUGACACAGCUGAACGGGCUAGCUCCACCUACACACAGUCCACUGGAGAGCAAGAAGUUUCUGCUGCAUUGUAAACUGUGUCUAGUGAAAAAGUGGAAUUAACUUUUGUGAAAUCAAUUCUGUGAAGGAAGCCUCGAAAGCUGUUGUCUGGAUAUUGUCUCUAAGGUGGCCACAGAAGAACACGGCACAUACGCCUACCAAACCUUGUACUUGUUCAUUCAUAUGGGUAUUUGUACAUAAAUGAAAAGGAUGGAUCAAAUUAGCUAGCUGGAUAUGCAAAUGUAGGAUUCUGCAAGGAAAGAAGUAUUCUCUUUUUUUGUGAAAGUAAAAGCAUAGCUUUAUCCUGAAGGACCUAAAACUCCCAAAGACUGGAGGCUUUCUCUGCACACUAAGCUAGCAGGCUCAUACACAGAAUUUUUGAAUUAAUUCAAAAGGAGGUUAGAAAUCGAUACUGGUUCUUUGGAAACAUCUCUUGACUGGACCUUACACAAGAUAUCUCACUCAUUUAAACUCAGUGUCAGCUCCACGCUUUACCAGCCUAAUUGUGUACUUGUGCAGAUAACGCUAAAUUAUGGAGGUCUGUGAUAUAGAAUCUUUAGAAGGGAUAAGGGAAAAUGUUAUAUAUUUAAAAGAGCUUCUAAUAUUUCAAGGUAUUGUUUCAUUGUGUACAGUCAAGUACCAAUAUUUUGGGUCUUUUCUCAUGUUAGUCUUAACUAUUCGAUGUCAAUACCUAAGUUACUCAAGAGUUUGGGUAUUUCAGGAGGCUCUCUCAAUCAAUUGCUGUUUUAUAUGUUACUCAUAUUGAAAAGCUAAUCAAAUAUACAAUGGACUAACGUUGAUCAGCAAAGCAAUGUGUUUGCAACAUUUAAACAUUACAGUAUUACACAUGGAGCUUUAACUAGGGUAGAUCAAAUGUGUACUAUCAGUCAAUAGGGUUUUGUUUUUUUCAGUGCAGUGAUUUUUUUGCCAUUUUGCUAACCAGCAUAGUUAUAGGGAAAAACUUAAAAUAUGAAAUUAAUGCAGUGGUAGUGGCUGCAAAAACACAACAGCAUUAGAGGUGUGGAAACGUUUUCUAAAUAGGGUUGACCCAGAUGUUUACAGAGAUAAGCAUAUGCCAUGAAUUUUUAAGUUAUCAAAACAUAGGAACAAGUGAAAGAAUUCACUGAUCCACAAAGUCAAGGGGCACUUCCUGGUUUUACAAGUAGGUAUCAUUUGGGGGCUACCAAAAAUGAUACGACCAUUUUUAUGCCAUUUGGUAGUUUUAAAGAUAAUAAAAGCUUUCUUAAUUAGUAAGAUUGACGGCCAUCUAUGACUGGGCUUUUGCUAAAGGUCAGAUCCUGCAGAGCACUUGAACACACAGAAAAAUUGAAGAAUGGGGAUACUAACGUGCUUAAGGUCAUACCUUAUCUGCACGAUUACUUGAUUCAUGCCAAACUGUCCUUCCUAGUGUUUGUUACAUUUCCCCUAAGACACUUGGUUUUGGCCAACUCUGGAAAUAGAAAUAUAAAAAAACAAUGUUCUGAUUGCUGUUCUUAUCUGGUAGGGUUAUUUCUGUUUCCCAGCUCCUCUAAAUAUCCUUUUAGAUAAUAUUUCCAAAUAAGCAAAUGUUUCCAACAGCCCCAAAGAAAUCUUACACUGCUAAGUGCUUGUGAAAACAGGAAGUGCAAUAGGGAAAUCUUUGCUCAUCAGACCACUUGUUUCAAGUUAUUCUAUCGUAUUAAGCACCACUUUUGGACUACAUCCACAUGGGAAGUAUAAGAAAAUUAUACUAUGUCUUCUAAUUCACAGUCGUUAGAGAUGCACAUCCUUUUUUAAGGCAUUGUUGCAUCAGUCACCUUCUGGACUUUGUAUAUGCUUUUAAAACAGGUAACUAUAUCACUAUAAGUAGAAAUCAGGUAAUUUCAGCAUAAAAUGCAAAAUAUAUGCAUUUCAUUUUUAAAGGGAUAGGAAGCUACAUGCAGUAACUUUUGUCAGGCUGGCUUUUUUUUUUCUUCUAGAUCACAUUUAUGAAAAUCUUUUUGUGAUUUAUUCUGUUCUCGACAAAAUCAUUCAUUUGGACCCCAAGGCACACUGCCUUUAAGAAAUUAUUUUCUAGGUUUCAGUGCCAUACACAGUACAUAACCAUCCCUGCAGAAGAAAAGGACAAUCAAACACGGAAGAGGAGAGGGGCAUGCUUUUUUGAGAGGUGUAUCAAAGAAGAGCCCUGAUCCUUUGCAGUAUUAUCUCCUAUAGCAAGAAUCUUUCCAAGUGACAAGCAACUUCCAAGAGGCAAAGUUGGAACUUUGAGAGUUUUGUGGUCCAGUGGAUCAGCGGUGAACGAGCAGCUCUCAAGAGUUUCUAUUACUUCACUUCACUGAGAAGGGACCAUGCUUCAGCAAGCGAGAACAAGCUGCUCACUGUAGUAAGCAGGGAACCAUGCUUCGAGGGGACAUAUCAAAUAAGUGCUCAGUAACACUGCUGGUACAUUGAAUUAAG